Molecule: messenger RNA, 789 nt
Organism: Sordaria macrospora k-hell
Lineage: Eukaryota; Fungi; Ascomycota; Sordariomycetes; Sordariales; Sordariaceae
Molecular function (GO): O-methyltransferase activity
Source: RefSeq, a predicted model, not a curated record
AUGGACAUUUCGGAUUUCGACCGCUCCAGAAUCUACCUGAGCUGGGAAGUGAACGGCAAAUUUCAUAGUGAUGGCCGCGAGGUUGCCCUUCUCGAGUACAUUUACAACCGUCCCGACAUUGACCAGCUUCGUGGGAACCCACAAAAGGUCCUACAGGCCAUCGAUGACUUUGCCCGCUCUGUCACCGGCCUAAUCAACAUUGGCGAGACGAAAGGUGCUGUUGUCACGGACCUCAUUGCCCAACAUAAGCCUGACACCAUCCUCGAGCUGGGCGGCUAUGUCGGUUACUCUGCCAUCAUGUUUGGCGAUGCCCUGAGAAAAGCUGGCGGAAAACAAUACCAUAGCGUCGAAAAGAGCCCCCUCUUUGCCGCUGUUGCCGCAAGCCUCGUCGACUUGGCUGGCCUCAGGGAUGUCGUCAGGAUCACCGUCGGCACCGGUGCCGAGGGUACUCAACGCCUUUACGAUUUGGGAGUGCUCAAGUCCCAGCUUGCCAUGGCCUUCUUUGACCAUCACAAGCCAAGCUACACCAGUGAUCUAAAGCGGUGCGAGAGACUGGGUCUUGUCGGUCCAGGCACCGUCUUAGUCGCCGACAACAUGAUCUUACCGGGGAAUCCACCAUAUGCUGAGUGGGUUAGAGCCGGUGUUGCCAAGAAGCGAGAGCUUGACAAGAAUUCCGAAGAAAAGGGUAACCCUAAUCUGCAAUACAAGAGCAGGUCCAUCAAGAGUUGGGAGCCGAGUGGCCAUGAAGACGCACUGGAGAUAACCGAGUGCGUGGGCAUUGAAGCUUGA